This is a messenger RNA of Lingula anatina, 1104 nucleotides long. RefSeq names its product N-acetyltransferase 8-like. NCBI's taxonomy places the organism in Eukaryota, Metazoa, Brachiopoda, Lingulata, Lingulida, Lingulidae. Gene Ontology annotation, molecular function: N-acetyltransferase activity. The record is from RefSeq and is a predicted model, not a curated record.
UCUGGCGUUGUCAUGUUCGGGGAAUUCUGCAAGAUUAAGUGAAGAUGUGUAGAUCAAUGAGGAUUGUUUAACGUAUAGUUGGUUUUGAGAAGAAAUGCCAGGAAAAUGUAAGUGAAUAAUAACGUGGGUAGCUGACCGCAAUGCAGAAAACAGGCACAACAACAAGAACAACCGAGAAGAAAUAUACUAUCCGCCUCCUGAGAGACGACCAGAAUGAAAUCGAACAUGUUUGGGAAAUGGUAGUCCGGAAUAUGAGUAGGGCUAUGAUAUCCGGAGUCACACUAAAGGGGAUACGGCAACCUCUUGUGAUCGCUGCUGCAUUCACUGUUUUCGCCUUGCUUUACAGAUAUCUUGGUGAUUUUGCAAUGUCGGGAGCAAUUACCAUUGUUGUUUCAGUCUGCGUAUGUCUUGUGAACACAUACUAUGGGUUAUACUAUGGUCUUUAUAGUGAUAAAUUAUGCCCAGAAGCGGGACAGAAUAUGUUUGCAUAUUACGGGAAAGAGAGACGACGUUGUUGGGUUGCUGAAAGCGAUAGGAAAAUCAUCGCAGCGGUCGGGAUUCAGGAAAAAACGUCAACAGAUAAUUCUCCUGAUGCGGGUCAGGCGUCUGUCGCCGUGCUGCAAAGGUUAGUGGUGGAACCGGAAUACAGAAGAAUGGGCGUGGCUGACGCUUUGAUCAAAACCGCCUUGGAAUUCUGCAAAGAGCAUAACUACGAGGAGGUCAUUCUGGCCACAUCGGAGGUUCAACAUGACGUUAUGCGCUAUUAUUACAAACGUGGCUUUGUAGAGAUCCGUCAUUCUACAUUUGACGAUUUGUUUCCGCUUUUUGAAUUGAAGAUGCAUGUGUUCAGACUAGAUCUGAAAGACGGUUCAUACCAGUAGUAAUUUUAACAUCUUAAUUAUGCUUCUUAUCAAACCAACUGGAUAGUCUUUUAAAGCUUGAAGGAAUACUUACUAUAUUCUAGAUAUUAUUCCAUAUAUUUUAAACCCAAAAUGUAGCAGUGGGGGAUUACAGGAGCAGCUUAUUUCUAUUAGAAUGAAUCAGUAAGUCAUUAAGAUAUCAGUAGAUAAUUAUAAUGAUUAAUAGCUGGUUGGUGCCUACCCA